UCUCUUCACCUUGGUCGUGUUUGCGUAAACAAACAUUUUCAUGAUCAUCUGCAAGCAACGGGAUUGGGAUGGAAAAAAAGGUGCUAACUACUCAUGUGGCGUGUCCUACUUCUUCACGAUCAAUCGCUCGCAACGAGGUGAUGGCAGCUAAAUAGUACGCCGCUGGAAUCGGUGGAUUUACGUGAAAACUGUGCUGUACCAAGUGCACUUACAACAACCAACCGGAAGCAGAAAAGCCACGCACAGUGCAAUGUUCCCGUGGUUCGAUAUUCGGUCGAUCAAUCUGAUCAACUUUCUGUUCGUCAACCUGAUCGUAACCGUCGUGGUUCUCGGUGGAUUGUUGGCAACUAUCGAGACACAUCUACCCACUGCUAUUCGGCAGACGUUUCGCUAUGGUAAACACGCGCUUAAAGGCACGCCGGAUCGUUUGGUCUCUUUGCUGGAGGUACCCAAGGCAUGGUUUAAACACUUCUACAUCUUUGCUGCUAUCUGGGCACUCGCUGGGUUUGGCGUUAUGAUGCAAACUUACAUCUCUGGCAAACCAGCUCCCGAGUACGUGAUAACAUUCCUCGAUACCAUGGCUACAAAUAGGCGCAUGGUGCGCACAACACCGACCGAAACAAUGAUUGCCAUGACGCUGAUCACGUUACAAUGCUUACGACGGUUCUACGAAACCUGGUUCGUGCAGGUGUUUUCCAGCAAGUUGAAAAUCAACCUUUCCGCUUACCUCGUUGGAUACAUACACUACUUCGGUACGAUCGUGGCGAUCCUUUCGCAGGCAGAAGGAUUCACGCGCAUUGGCCCGGUGGCGCUUCCUACCAAUGGGUAUCGGUUUGAGCCCUCGUUAUCGCUUGCCCUAGCUAUCGGAGUAUUUUACUACGCCUGGUUCCAUCAGUAUCGAUCGAACGUAAUCCUUGCCAACUUGCGCAAAGAUCAAACCGGUAAGGUGGUCAACCAGAAGCACAGCUUACCGACCGGGGACUACUUCGAUGUUGUAUCCUCACCGCACAUGUUCUUCGAGAUCGUGAUGUACGUUGUGCUGUUCGGGAUUUUGCAUCGGAACAGUUCGAUGGUUUACGUGCUACUAUGGGUGCUUUCGAAUCAGCUGAUGAACUCCUGGCUAACGCACCAGUGGUACGUUGAAAAUUUUUCCAACUAUCCUAAGCAAAGGAAAGCUCUCGUACCUUACGUUCUGUGAGAGAGAAAAGGGACAAGAUCAUUUUUCGGAUUCCAGGUGCUGGGCAUUUCAGGACUACACGGGUACGAUCUAAAACGAUUUAAUGGUGCUAAAUGUUACUUACAACGUAUUUAUUAUAUUCAAACAUUUUUCAAGUUGAAUAAAAUGUUAAUCUUCUAUCAUUUGAUUCUUUGUUUGGUCUUUGGUAAAA
Molecule: messenger RNA, 1388 nt
Organism: Anopheles funestus (African malaria mosquito)
Lineage: Eukaryota; Metazoa; Arthropoda; Insecta; Diptera; Culicidae
Product: polyprenol reductase
Exons: 1
Coding region: 251-1198 (315 amino acids)
Biological process (GO): dolichol-linked oligosaccharide biosynthetic process; polyprenol catabolic process
Cellular component (GO): endoplasmic reticulum
Molecular function (GO): 3-oxo-5-alpha-steroid 4-dehydrogenase activity
Source: RefSeq, a predicted model, not a curated record